Drosophila santomea is the source of this 1256-nucleotide messenger RNA. RefSeq lists its product as uncharacterized. The record is from RefSeq and is a predicted model, not a curated record. NCBI's taxonomy places the organism in Eukaryota, Metazoa, Arthropoda, Insecta, Diptera, Drosophilidae. The coding region runs from base 255 to 1022 and encodes 255 amino acids. The transcript has 6 exons.
UUGGGUUUUUUAGGAAUGCUUUCUAGGAAUACAAAAGCAUUCCUUGCAAAAUGUAAAAUGGGAGUUAGUCAGUUACACAACAUACGGGAUCCGCCAAAUUACCACAUGGCCGUACUUUGCUGGUCAUUUACGCGCUGCACGGGAGUUCUAACACCACAAAACCAACCGGAAGUUUGAUGUUUUUCUCAUAAAUUUAGAUGUGAAUCGAAACAAGCCACUCCAGAAUCAGUUUCAGACCUAGAGCGUCUGUACAUAUGUUGCGCGAAGACGCCCCACCGCGCCAAAAGAGUUGGGUGGGACCCACAUACAGAGUAACCAUAAUUAUGCUGGUCAUCGGACAGAUUCAAGUCUCGGUGGCCAUGGAGAUCUCGCCCCUCAAGGAAUUUUUUGGGGAACGAUACUACCUCAGUCUUGUGCAGUUUGUCAUCAGCUUCCUGUCCAUCCAGCUCUACGGAUUCUUUUACCACAUCAUCGCUAAGAAGCCUAUGUGGGUACGGGUAUUGGCGGGCCUCUGGACGUACGAGGUGAACACCUUGUCGAUCAUGAAGCCCGCCAAAAGAGCCCCUUACAUAAGCCUCAUCCUGUCCAUCUUCCUAACCUUCCUCAUGAUGAUCAUCAGUGUGAUAUACGGAAAUAAGGCGGUCAAACACCAUAAGGGCCUUUUCACUUCCCGGCACAAAGUGAUCCUGUGGAGCGAGCGGAUAUUUGUCCUCACCUGCUUUGGCAUCAUCGUGUGUGCCGAGAUGAAGCGUGUUAUCAUAGAGUUUCCUACCCUGCUAGUAUACACUAUUCUCUCGAGCUUGUUCGUCAUAGUCUUUGCCGCUUCCAUGCGAAGGCCGAACUUCUACCGCCAGGAGUCGGAAGCAGAUUACAUUCUGAUCGGCCAGCUGUACUACCUUAACUGCUUUGCUCUGUACAUGGGCUAUGUGUGGACGACUGCCUCGUUUAUAGAACUGAUGGAAUGGAACGCGGACAUUCAUGAAAUAUUCGUGUACCUGUUCUAUCGGAAGGACAUCGAAUGAGUGGGACGCAUGCGUGGACUAUCGGAACAGCUGGGACAGAAUGUUUACGCGAUACGAGGCUGUUUCUGUGGCAAUUGGUCAGUAGCUCGAUGUCGAUGGGGCAAGUUUGUCUGGGUGGCGCGACUGCUGUCGUCGUGAUUCGAUUCGGUUUGCCGGAAAAUCGAUAGCUGUUUUCUUGGCACGCGCAUCUUAAGCAAAAAAGCUGAAUGUAAAUAAAUAACACUGUCCGCGAAA